CCUGUUUUGGUCAUUUGAACCUUUCAUUUCUUUAGUUGCCUGUAAGACAAAAUUGAGGGUGGUAACCGGUCGGGACCCUGAUGGGCUGGAUGACAUUGCGGAAGGGCUAUUCCUGUAUCCUGACCCCUCCCCUUCACAACAGCACACUGGGAGUCAGGAAAAGCUUCUUCAUCAACAAGACCGGAGUCAACAGGCGGAUCAGAAACCAGCCGAGGUCCGACACCCCGCCGCGCAGAUGGCCCAGGCGAAUAUCUCGGUCACGGAGAGCCAGUUCAGGUGUCCCGUGUGCCUGGACAUCCUUAAGGACCCGGUGUCCACCCCCUGCGGACACACCUACUGCAUGUCGUGCAUCAACAACUACUGGGACCAGGCGGAUUCGGGCCAGUUCAGCUGCCCCCAGUGCCGGGAGACGUUCAGCCCUCGGCCGGUGCUGCGGAGGAACACGGUGCUCGCCGAGGUCGUCGACAAGCUCAAGCUGAGCGAAACGCUCACGGCGCCCGAGCUUUACCUCGGGGGAGUCGGGGACGUGCCGUGCGACUUCUGCCCGGUGGAGAGCAAGCUGAGGGCGGUCAAGUCGUGCCUGGUUUGCCUGGCGUCCUUCUGCGAGCUCCACGUCCUGCCGCACCGGGAGGUCGGCACGCUGCGGCGGCACAAGCUGGUGGCCGCGGUGGAGUGUCUGGCGGAGCGGCUGUGCGCGCAGCACCGCCUGGGUCUGGAGCCCGCGGGGGGCGGCUCCGAGGCGGAGGCCACGGUGGAGUGGAGCGGGGACUGCCUGCUGUGCGAGGCGGACCAGGAGGAAGUGCACAACGUGGACGCGCAGAGAGCCAGGAGACAGCUCCAGCUCCAGGAGUCUCAGAGGAUGAUUCAGGAGAGGACGCGCAGUGGAGAGAGAGAGCUGGAGGAGCUUCAGCAGAGCCUGGAGUCCCUCAAGGUGUCGGCGUCGGCCGUUUUGGAGGACAGUGAAGCUCUGUUUGCAGACAUGGCGCUGCGCCUGGAGAAAACCAAGGCAGAGGUUCGAGCGAGGCUGGAGGCGAAGGAGCGGGCGGUGGUCGGGAGGGCCGCCCGAGACAUAGAGAUGCUGGAGAAAGACCUGGAGGAGCUGAGGAGGAGGGACGAGGAGAUCAGUCAGCUCCUGCAAACCGAGGACAACGCCCAUUUCUUACAGGCGGCUCCUCUGCUAUGCGUCCCUCUCACCACCGGUCGGCACUCCAGAGCCCUCAGCCUGCCCACAGAGGCCUUCAGCGGCGCCAGGAGAGCGCUGUGCCACCUCCGCAGCCACAUGGAAGAGGUCUGCAGGGAGGAGGUGGACAAGAUUAGCCGCGCAGUUAAUGAGAAUUACGUGUCUGGCGGAGAGUGUGUAAAAGGUGGCAGAAAUCUCAGUGCAGGGAACUUCAAACCGCAGCAAAUACAACCAACAGUAUCUGCAGGGCAGCUUGGGGCGGUGCCGGUGUCGUUCCCUCUGUCCUCUUUGUCCCUGCAGCCGGCUGAUCAGAGGAUGAGGGCAGUUUUCCUCAGGUUUUCAUGUCGUCUGUCCUUGGACCCCGACACAGCCCACCCGACUCUGGUUCUCCUUGAGGGGCCUCAGGGUGCCCACUGUGGCGAAGAGCCCCAAUCCUACCCCCCUCACCCGCAGCGCUUUGAUUCAGUGGCCCAGGUCCUGUGCAGGGAGGGCCAGUUUGGUGGUGCCAGCUACUGGGAGGUGGAGUGGAGGGGUGGAGGAUGGGUCGACAUCGGUGUCACCUACCGAGGUAUCGGACGUAAAGGUGGCGGAAAGCCCUGCCUGCUCGGGCGCAACGAGAACUCCUGGCGGCUGAGGUGCACACACGCUGGAUACGCCGCCUGGCACGACAACCGCAAGACCACGGUGGCUGCGCCGCCCUGCCCCAGAAUCGGCGUGUUCCUGGAACGGCAGAAGGGAGCGUUGUCCUUCUACAGCGUGUCGGACACGGUGGUGCUCCUGCACACCUUCCGCUGCCCGUUCUCACAGCCGCUGUACCCGGCCUUCCGCCUGGACCUGGACUCCACCCUGCUCAUCUGCCCCCAGGAGGGAGGCAACGGAAACCCGACCUGAUCUCGCCCCCUCCUCAGCCAGGACCCUUCGUUUAGAUACUGCAGGAAAGGGCUGCUCACUUAAAAACUGAAGCAUCACAGUCAGGAACUCUUUUCUCUCCCUCUGUGAGCGUCUCUCCCUCUCGAUGAAAACAUUCUUCUUCUUAAGCAUUUUUCAAACAAAUCUAUUUGAUUGUAAAUACCUGUUUGGAUCACUGUCACGCUGAGCUGUAAAGCACAGUGUUGCUGUUGAACUGUCCCAGUAAGCCAUGACAGUGUGACAGCACCAGGACACUGAGGCGGAAACAGCCAUCAUUCAUUUUCUUAUUUCCACCUGUGCUCUUCCUGCUGUGACCCGUCAACAUGUCUGCUUUGAAACAGGCACAUUUAACAGAGAUUUUCGAGGCAAAGAAGUGCUGUGAUGGAUGGAAACAUCUGAAAACCGUCCGCUCUUUUAUGCUUGGAAAUCUUAUUAUUAUUAUUUUUUAAUAUGCCAAUCAACAAGAAAAGUAUGAAUGGGACGAUAUUUUUUUGCCUGAAUCAAUUGAUACAAAGGUACUAAAAAGUAUUCACCCCGAUUUGUGUUCAAAAUUGUUUUCAUUGUACUAAAAAAAAGUACAUUUGUGGCAUUUUUUUGUACAUUGUUUAAGUAUAAGAGGGUGGAUUUUUCUUAUUUGACUCCCUGACAGGCUGAACAUUUAGUACCUGCGACUACUUGAAUAUCCACAGCAAGAGAUUUUUCUGUAUCAACCUCACUGCCAUGUGACAUGAGAAACCUCAUUCAGAUUUUCGUAAUAAAAAUGUUACCUGCAACAGUGACCUCAGCUUCAGAUUUAGAGGCAUUAAAGGCCAUAUUGUAGCAAAUGUUUUUUUGAGGCUGUUUGAGGUCAUGUGGGUGAGUUUUUGUGUCUUCAGAUUAGAAUGCCAUGAAUUAAAGGAAUAGUUUGCUGGCAGCCGGUUAGCUUAUUUUAGCUGAAAGACAGGAAACAGCAUGAACCAGCUCCAGUCUCUGUGCUGUGCUAAGCUAAGCUAAGCUAAGCAGCAAGAAAGCAAAGCCCAAAUGUCAAACUGUUCGUUAGGCUACAGUCACAGCGUGGGUCUUCAUUCUCAAUUUCAAAUUUCUGUCUUUUCCAUAUCAUCAUAUCAUAAUAUCUGUACGUGACUCAUAUUCAGUAACAAUAUAUGAUUACAUAAUUUAAAGUGAUGUUUUAAAGGACGCAAAUACACACCAUCAUUUCCAUGAUUACCUCCACAAUAUAUGCUAACGCUGUGUGAGGCCAUGCAAGCCACCACAACCUGGCAAUAACUUGGCGACCUGUGGUGAAUGAGUUCAAGUAUGCUUACUGUCAUGGCAACCCCGGUUAGACAUGUUUUAUCAGAGAGAAACAUGCUUUGCAUGCUUCCCAUCUUAUUAUUAUCUUAUAUCCAAUCAUAUUUAAUCAACUCUGGUCUCGUUAUUACUUCAUAUCCACUCAGUCAAGGUCAAGAUUUGAAAAAACGUGACACGCAAUCUUAAUCUGAUCAUGUGGAUGAGAGAACGUCAGAUGGGUGUUAAAUAAGAGGAAGCAUAUCUGAACGAGGUUUAACUAAGACUGCCACUGUAGAGACAGUUCGAUUGUAGCAUUAGAAGGACGAAGGAUCUGCUCGAUCGUAACGCGAUUUGAGAUGCGGGUGACCCCUCCUCCCAUCUGAAUGGACGCCAUAAUGUCGCCACAGGUUUUCUUGUUUUCCUAUGCCUCGUUGAAGUUUUGCUUUUGAAUGGUGCUAUUCCAGAGGAUCGUGAUCACAUGACCAGGCACUGUGUGAGGCCUUUAAACCAGUCACCUGUUUUAAUUCCAAAGACACAACAAAAUCACACAAGUAAAGAGAAUUGAAUCCAUAACGUGAAAAUUUUUCAAGGGCAUGUUCAAAAGUAGUCUAAAAGCAGACAAAUAAGAGCUUCAUUAGAAGGAUAGUAAGAAAAUGUAUUACACAUAUCACUAACCUAAACCUAACAGGUAUUACAUCGUUGCUACACAAUACGUUGGAAGUUACAAUUCCACACAAGCAUCUCUGGAAAUGAUAUUUCUGAAUUUGCCAACCCGAUCGUUUCUUAUCAGUCCAAAGUAAGACACGUUUUUGCCAUGAAGUGCAUUAUUCCACAAGCUGUAACAUGAGAUGGACUGUCCAUGCCGCUCUGUAAACUUAAUCUUGUAGCAUUUUUCUCCACCUGUUUACUCACUGCACUGCAAUUACUGUUCUUUCAUGUGACUGUAAAAUAUGCUGUAAUUUCUCUGGGUGUUGCUUUUUUCCAAGUUGAGUUCAUUCCGCCUUGGCUCACAAUAAACUGGCCCGUGGAGGUUUGA
Messenger RNA from Chelmon rostratus (copperband butterflyfish), 4394 nucleotides. Its product is annotated as E3 ubiquitin/ISG15 ligase TRIM25-like. The transcript is spliced from 9 exons. Gene Ontology annotation, molecular function: protein binding. The coding region runs from base 236 to 2071 and encodes 611 amino acids. NCBI's taxonomy places the organism in Eukaryota, Metazoa, Chordata, Actinopteri, Chaetodontiformes, Chaetodontidae. The record is from RefSeq and is a predicted model, not a curated record.